AUGGGUAAAUGUGCUGCAUGUGGUCAUUAUCCGAAUAGGGAUUUGAACCGUUCGAUUCAUGGAUGGCCUCAAGAUGAGGAUAUUAAGAAAGAGUGGUUAAACCAUUUGGGCAUGAAAGCAGCUGAAAUGACAGUUACACCAAGAUCUCGUAUCUGUUCAGAUCAUUUUGAUGAAGGUGCAUUCCUCCUAAAAAAAUAUGGCGAAGAGCAAAGAAAAUAUUUGAGAGACGAUGCAGUUCCCAAGAGGUAUGAAAAAAUGGUUUUGGAGACGAGUACCCAGAGGAAGGAAUUCCUUUCAAGGAGUCCAUCUUCUACCCUAACUGCAACAUCUCCGAAAUCGUCUUGCUCUACUGUGACAGUAUCAGAAGAGUCAGUUUUCCAUUCCAGUUUCAAUGUUUUGUUGGAAUCUCAACCAUCAACUUCAUCUGCAAGAAUCGCACCAGAAGUGGCCUUUUCUAGUUCUUCCGAAAAUCCUCCACUUAAUCCUUCAUCAAAAAAAAGUUAA
Messenger RNA from Ceutorhynchus assimilis (cabbage seed weevil), 504 nucleotides. NCBI's taxonomy places the organism in Eukaryota, Metazoa, Arthropoda, Insecta, Coleoptera, Curculionidae. The record is from the annotation of a GenBank genome assembly.